AUGUUCGUGAAAGGGCACGCUCGAUACCCGCGAAAGUGGUCUCACUUUCCUCGUCAUAUCUCGACCUCGCAGCAGGCCUGGGACUGGACCACUCACCCAACAAGUGAUGCAGCGAGGGAUGAUGUCGCACGAUUGGCAGCGAGUCCUCGUCGUGCAUUGACAUUGGCAGACUUGUUGAGACAUGGACGACCACCGCUUUCCAAGGACGCACUUCUCGCCUCCGCCAAUUUCACACUCUCCCUUCUCCCUGCACGGCUUGCCUCAAGAAUUCAAGCAUUGCGCAACCUGCCUUUCAUUGUGGUCUCGAAUCCUCACGUGUCGAAGAUCUACCACAAUUAUCAGCACUCGUUAUCCACCUUGCUACCAUACCAACAACGGCGAAUCACAACGCUCGAGGAGGAAAAUCAAUUUGGAGAGGUGCUCGCGGACCUGGUGCAGACACAUGCCAAUACUAUUCCUGUUCUCGCCCGGGGUUUUCUCGAAUGCCGCAAAUAUGUGAGCCCCGAGGAAGUGACACGCUUCUUGGACACACACCUUCGCGCUCGUAUCGGUACCCGUCUCAUUGCCGAGCAGCAUCUGGCGCUCCAUUUCGCAUCCCAACCAGUCAGAGAUGAGUCGUCUUCAGCCGCUUCGUCUCGUAGUGGGAAAAGCGCUGUGCCAUCAAAGUACAUCGGGGUGAUCGACACUGCGCUUCAGCCCGCACACAUCGUACGCCUCUGCGAGGAUUUUGUUGGGGAGAUCUGCGAAUUAAAAUACGGAGUACGUCCGCGUCUCGAAAUCGGCGGCGAGCCGGAUGCUUCAUUUGCCCACAUCCCAGUACACGUGGAGUACAUCAUCACGGAGCUGCUCAAGAACGCCUUCCGGGCGACAAUCGAAUCCGGAAAUGAGCGAAGUCCGAUCGAGGUGACCAUUGCCGCCGCACCAGAUGUGCCAGGUAAAGAGCCGCCCGUUCCCGGGGAUGCGGACACUGGGUUUGAACUCAGCAAUAGCGGAGGCGCGCAUCCUAAUGAAGCAUUGAGUUCGUCUAGCCCCACGUCGCAAAGCAUCACCAUUCGCAUUCGCGACCGAGGUGGUGGUAUCCCGCCGGAAGUCCUUCCACAUAUCUGGUCGUACAGUUUCACAACGUUUUCAGAUGUGGACUUGAACUCAGAUAAUGGUAACAUGGAUGCCCUCAACACUAUGUCGAGCAAUAGUGGGCAUCUCAGCAGCAUUGCUGGACUCGGCUAUGGACUGCCGCUUGGUCGGGCCUACGCCGAGUAUUUCGGCGGCAGCAUUGCCGUGCAGAGCUUGUGGGGCUGGGGCACAGAUGUGUACCUCACCUUGAAGGGUGUUGGCAAAGUUGACUGA
Penicillium diatomitis is the source of this 1347-nucleotide messenger RNA. Its product is annotated as alpha-ketoacid dehydrogenase kinase family protein. Gene Ontology annotation, cellular component: mitochondrion. The transcript is spliced from 2 exons. Gene Ontology annotation, biological process: protein phosphorylation; regulation of glucose metabolic process. Gene Ontology annotation, molecular function: pyruvate dehydrogenase (acetyl-transferring) kinase activity. Lineage: Eukaryota; Fungi; Ascomycota; Eurotiomycetes; Eurotiales; Aspergillaceae. The coding region runs from base 1 to 1347 and encodes 448 amino acids. The record is from RefSeq and is a predicted model, not a curated record.